AUGAUCGGCGAGAAGACGGCCAAGCCAAAUAACAUGUCGGUGAGAGGGUAUGAUGUGAUCGACACAAUCAAGUCUGCGGUGAACACGGUCUGCUUCGGGAACGACAUCUCCUACGCUGAUAUCUUGGCAGUUGCUGCUCGCGAUUCGAUUGUUGUGCUGGGAGGAACCUCGUACGACGUGCUCCUCAGCCGGCGCGACGCGACUACAGCAAGCAUCGGCGACGCUAACGGCAUCCAGACCCCGCUCAUGCACCUGCCGGCGCUGCUGGCCAACUUCCAGAGUUCCAGUCCCACGGCCUCUCACUACACGACCUCGUCGUGCUCUCCGGCGGGCACACGCUGGGCUACUCCCGGUGUCUCUUCUUCCGCAGCCGGCUGUACAAGAAGACCAACACGCUGGACCCGGCUGCUGGCCAACCGUGCGUCGAUCGAAGUGGUAUGA
Molecule: messenger RNA, 441 nt
Organism: Phragmites australis (common reed)
Lineage: Eukaryota; Viridiplantae; Streptophyta; Magnoliopsida; Poales; Poaceae
Product: cationic peroxidase 1-like
Exons: 2
Coding region: 1-441 (146 amino acids)
Biological process (GO): response to oxidative stress
Molecular function (GO): peroxidase activity; heme binding
Source: RefSeq, a predicted model, not a curated record